UCAAAAUUUCAGUCCGGCACAGCACACAGAAACACAAUGCUAUGCAGAGAGGUUCUUCUGCACACGUGGUUUCCUCCCUUCCCUUCACAAGCACAAAUGUCACUUGCACUUGUCAAAUUUGAAUUCCACUACCCAAGACUGUAAAUGUUGUGGGGUGUCACCAUCUAUAUAUACCACGUCUCAUUUUUCCAUCAAAAAACUAGCUCCUACUUAGCAGACACACAGAUUAAGGUUGGUUAGUUUCCUAGGUUUUGGACAUUAUAAGGUUGAGUUGUACUACUUACUAAUCAGAAGAAAAUGUCACUAAUUAUAAGGGUGUCUUUCAUUCUUGCUUUGGUAAUCUCACUUGCUUAUGGCAAUGAAGAGGGAUGGAUUGAUGCUCAUGCCACUUUCUAUGGAGGUGGUGAUGCUUCUGGAACAAUGGGUGGGGCUUGUGGCUAUGGAAAUUUAUACAGCCAAGGGUACGGGACUGACACGGCGGCGUUGAGCACAGUACUGUUCAACAAUGGGCGGAGUUGUGGGGCUUGUUUUGAGAUUAAAUGUGUGAAUGACCAAAAGUGGUGCCUCCAAGGCUCAAUUGUAGUCACUGCCACCAAUUUUUGCCCUCCAAAUUAUGCACUUUCAAAUAAUGCUGGCGGGUGGUGCAACCCACCUAACCAUCAUUUUGAUCUCUCUCAGCCUGUCUUCCAAAAUAUUGCUCAAUACCAAGCUGGGAUUGUUCCUGUUAGCUAUAGAAGGGUACCCUGCAAGAAGAUGGGUGGCAUCAGGUUCACAAUCAACGGUCAUUCUUACUUCAACCUAGUCUUGAUCACCAAUGUUGGAGGCGCAGGCGAUGUCCAAGCAGUUUCCGUCAAAGGUUCAAGGACUGGUUGGUUAACCAUGUCCCGAAAUUGGGGUCAAAAUUGGCAAAGCAAUGCUGAUCUCGACGGUCAAUGCCUCUCUUUCAAAGUCACCACCAGCGACGGCCACACGGUGGUCUGCAACAAUGCCAUCCCGACCGGUUGGUCCUUCGGCCAAACUUUCACGGGUGGACAAUUUACUUGAAACUAGUUCGAUUGUAGGGUUAAAAUGGUCAAUUCAUCCAAUUUAUGCUUGUUUCUUAGCAUCGUAAUUGCAUUGUAGAACGUGAAAACGGUUUGUACGUGUCUAGUAUUCGUUAUGAAUGCAAUUGAGUCAAAAUGGGUAGAGCUUAUUUUAGGGGUGGCUCUAGCCAUUUUUGGUCACGUGAGGUAUGUAUGGUUCUGUCUAGAGCUUUUUAAAAGGGCAGAAUUGGGUCUUUCUCCAGUACUUCAUGGAGGUGUAAUAUUUUAUUUAUCGUAUUGAAAAUCGCAAUUUGAAUGAA
Molecule: messenger RNA, 1342 nt
Organism: Olea europaea var. sylvestris
Lineage: Eukaryota; Viridiplantae; Streptophyta; Magnoliopsida; Lamiales; Oleaceae
Product: expansin-A15-like
Exons: 3
Coding region: 298-1044 (248 amino acids)
Biological process (GO): plant-type cell wall organization
Cellular component (GO): extracellular region
Source: RefSeq, a predicted model, not a curated record